CGCGCCCUAACCAACGACGCCGACGCCCUCCGCGCCAUGGCUGGUAUCCUACGCCGCCUAUCCCAAAGGUCCCGGUGCCGCAUGCUGCAGGGCCUCCCUACCGGCCUGUUCGACAAGUACGUUCUACUACGCGGCCCGGUGGCUGGCCGUCGACGCGGGUUUCCAAGUUACUCUUGGGCCGGGUGG
Molecule: messenger RNA, 186 nt
Organism: Chaetomium strumarium
Lineage: Eukaryota; Fungi; Ascomycota; Sordariomycetes; Sordariales; Chaetomiaceae
Exons: 1
Source: RefSeq, a predicted model, not a curated record